Molecule: messenger RNA, 715 nt
Organism: Populus nigra (black poplar)
Lineage: Eukaryota; Viridiplantae; Streptophyta; Magnoliopsida; Malpighiales; Salicaceae
Exons: 1
Coding region: 49-624 (191 amino acids)
Molecular function (GO): zinc ion binding; nucleic acid binding; endonuclease activity
Source: RefSeq, a predicted model, not a curated record
UGGCAUUUUACAAAAUAGAAAUCAAAACUUGAAACUUCUUUUGGAAGGAUGAGGCGGAGCAAAGAGACUGGCAAAAGGCAAAGCCGCCUCUCCUCCCCAUCCAGACCCUCCAGAUCCGGCCCAUCUCCACCCAGGUCACGAAAAUCCACGCUUAGCUCCUCCGCCUCUACUGUCGAUAACCUUGAAGUGGUGAGUGAACAGCAGUCCCCAUUCACUACAGGGUCUGAGCUCUUUGAUGAACCAAGGAGUUUCCCUUACAGCGUGAAGCAGCAAUGCUGGGAAAAGGCAGAGAAGGUCAAAGGCCGAGACCCAGAUCGGUGGCGCCGCGACCCUCUUGGUAAUAUUGUCUUUAGAAAGCUCGUGGGUUGUCCUGGCUGCCUCUGCCAUGAUUAUGACCACAUCGUUCCCUACUCUAAGGGAGGAAAAAGCUCCCUGGAAAAUUGUCAGGUUUUGCAGGCAACAGUCAAUCGUUCUAAGGGAAACCGGACUGAGCUAUCUAGAGCUGAGCUCAUUCGAAGAAGUUCCUACUGUCGGGUUUCAGGUCGUGACAUGGAUUUUGUUGAACUCUCAGCCUAUGGCAACGUACGUCGUGAGCCAGAAUCUGGUGGUUGUAGAAUCCAAUGACCACUUAGUUAUCAUAAUCUUAUUAUUUGUGUAAUUUGUCAUUGCGCUCUGGAUUUUCAGAUUUUUCAUUAUUCGAAUAUCCAUUUCAGCA